Helianthus annuus (common sunflower) is the source of this 1551-nucleotide messenger RNA. RefSeq lists its product as uncharacterized. The transcript is spliced from 3 exons. NCBI's taxonomy places the organism in Eukaryota, Viridiplantae, Streptophyta, Magnoliopsida, Asterales, Asteraceae. Bases 67 to 1551 code for a protein of 494 amino acids. The record is from RefSeq and is a predicted model, not a curated record.
AGGAAGCGCAGGGCGGAGCAGGAGAGGCUGGCUGAGGUGGCUAAGAAGCAGGCCUUGGAGAAGGAGAUGGCGGCGAAAAAGGCUAUGGAUCAGCCUCUUAAACCUCCAGGCCCUGAGGUCACCAAGCCACCUAACACCGGUCCCGUUACUACUUCCAAGGCUUCUAGCCGCUUCUCCUCAAGUGGCGCGAGCUCUGGUGGAGCUGGGGGUUAUAACCCCAAUGUGGUAGGGGCGAAAGAUACCGUUGGAGAUAUCUACUACAAGACAUAUACUGAAGAAGAGCGCGGUGAUGCCCUCCAUCAUGCCCCCUGGAGCUUAAAACAGAAGGAUACAUUUGCUGAGUUUAGCGCUUCGCGUGAAUGGUUUUUGAAUUCCUUCCCCCCUGGUGAGGUCAAUCGGCAAAGGGCAAAAACCCAUGAGAUGUUAUAUCGUACUUAUAUUCUUGGGGAGGCCAAUGCCCGCUCUGCCAACCAUCAGAUCGUUCGCGAAUGGCGGACGAUGGUCAGAGAACGUGCCGAUUGGGAGGGUUACCGCGAGCGUACUCUGAAGCGAAUUGCGGAGUUUGAGAAGUCGAAAGCUGCGCUCGACGAAGAAAGAGCCAAGUUUGAGGCUGACAAGAAGGCAGAGGAGUGGGGCCGCGAGGGGCUGCAGAAAAAACUCCACAAUGCUGAGGAGCAACUGGCCAAGGAGAAGGCCGAGUUCAAGCGUAUAUGCGCCCAAGACAACGAGCGUACUUAUGCUCUACGACAGAAGAUCGUUGGUCUUGAGGCUACAGUUGCGGACUUGACCUCAAAGGUGGAGGAAGCGCAGGGUGAAAAAACUGCCAAGCAGCAGAUGGAGGUUGAGCUGACUGAAGCCAAGGUGCAAUUGUCUAACAAGGACAAGGAUCUCCAUGCCAAGGACGUUGAGAUAGCGGAACUCAAGCGUCGCUUGAAUGAGCAAAUCGACAGAUGCGAGUCUUUGGAGAUUGACCUUGAGGCUGAGAAGGUCAAGGCUGCUGAUGCUGAGGAGGCGCGUGCUGUGAGCACUGCCGCGCUGAAUGUGGCUCAAACCAACUACUCUGAGGCUCAAGGUAUCGUCGAUACACUUGUCUCAGAAGCGGAGUGGAUGCGCACUCGUGGAGUAGUGAUGGUUGCCAACUCCAUCUUGAAUGCGAACGAGCUAGAUCGCGCUGUGGCGGCUCUGACAGAUGCGGCGCGUGCGGUGGGUCACCGAGGAGGUUACCUGGAGUGUGCUGAUCAUGUUGAGCAAAUGCUUGGGCAAGAAUUUGACACAAGCCACUGCUCAGUAACAGAUCGUGCCGAUGCUGCGCUGGCAAGUGCUGAAAAUUCCUAUGACAACCUCUCCUUGCCUAUCAUGGAGUUGGUUGUCGAAUCGUUAAAGAAAGACGACUGGUGCCAGCGUCUUAAGGCAAUCCUCGAUCCACCGGUCACCGUCGAGUUGUCCGACGAAGAGCCAGCUGGUGAUGAUGGCGGUGAUGGUGAUGAUGAUGGCAACGAUGAUGAUGGUGAAGAUGACGGAGAUGAUGGUGAUGAUCGUCGCGAAGAGUAG